UCUCCUCCCUCAUAAGCCUCGUUCUGUGCUUGUUGUUUUCUUUCUCCAGGCCUUUCCAGUUGUACGCGUGGGAUCUUUCUGAUGCUCCUCAGAAGUAAAACCACCUUUGGCGGUGAAAUAAUCAGUUCCAAGCGCGGCCGCUUUCCGCAGCUCCCUGCUGGCUGCCUGAACGCCCGCUGGAUCCGGAGGGCAGUUGUGCGGUAAAAUGAAGUUUCUGAAUGAGAUCAGUGGCCUUAAAGGAAACCUUAGGUGGCAAAUGGAGUAAUUAGACCAUUUCUCCAGCAUUUGUCCCUACCUCUAACAGGUGCCUUCUGCCUGAUGACCUCAGUCCUCAGGGACAUGAUGGAGCUCCUAGAAGAAGAUCUCACCUGUCCCAUUUGCUGUAGCCUGUUUGAUGAUCCUCGUGUCCUGCCCUGCUCACACAACUUCUGCAGAAAGUGUCUAGAGGGAAUACUGGAUGGAAACGUGCGGAACGUGCUGUGGAGGCCAUCCCCUUUCAAGUGUCCCACAUGCAGGAAGGAAACUCCUGUUACUGGAAUCAACAGCUUACAGGUCAACUAUUCCCUGAAGGGUAUCGUGGAGAAGUACAACAAAAUCAAAAUAACUCCAAAAAUGCCCGUGUGCAAAGUGCACAGCGGGCAACCCCUGAACAUUUUUUGCCGGACAGACAUGCAGCUGAUCUGUGGGGUUUGUGCCACUCGUGGUGACCAUACAAAGCACAUGUUCUGCUCUAUCGAGGAAGCUUAUUCCCAGGAGAAGAGGGCUUUUGAAACCUUGUUUCAGGGCUUUGAAACUUGGCGUUGUGGAGAUGCGCUCUCUCGGCUGGAUACCUUGGAAACCAGUAAGCGGAAAGCUCUGCAGAUGCUGACCAAGGAUUCUGACAAGGUGAAAGAAUUCUUUGAUAAACUGCAGCACACGCUGGAGCAGAAGCGAAACGAGAUUCUGUCUGACUUUGAGACCAUGAAGCUUGCAGUGAUGCAGGCCUACGACCCGGAGAUCAAUAAACUGAACUCGAUUCUGCAGGAGCAGCGGAUGGCUUUUAACAUUGCAGAGGCCUUCAAAGACGUGUCGGAACCCAUUGUAUUUCUGCAACAGAUGCAGGAGUUCAGGGAAAAAAUCAAGGUGCUCAGAGAAACCCCUUUACCUUGUUCCACUGUGGACAUCACCCCUACAAUGAAGAGCUUUGAUACCAGCCAGUGGAAUGGAAUCAGAUUGGUUGAUGUGGACAAACUUUCUUUACCUCAGGAAAACAACAGUCUGAAAUUGAAGAUUCCCUCGGUCUUUUCACGCAGAUUUAUAGUAGCCUCUCUCAUUUGCUUGCUUAUUCUUGCUGUCACCAGAAUGUCUUUUGUGGAGUCUGUGGUUGACAACUUCCAGUGCUGGAAAUCUCAGUUCUUUACCAUUAGCUUGUCCUAUCUGGCAGAUACAGUGGAGAUAGCUGAUCAUGCAGUCUUUUACUGGGAACAGAUGACUGAUGGAGCUUCACUUCUGAGCGAGAAGUGUAAAAACUAUACGUUGGUUGUACUGGAUAAUGUUGCACAGUUUGUGUGCAAGUACAAACUGUUGUGAAGUCCCUACUGAAAUGUAAGAAGUAAAAGAGAUUUGAUGGGAAAAAAAGCGUAGAAAGUUGUAAAAUUAAUUGGUUUUUUUUUGUGUGUUUUUUUUAAAGACUUUCAUUGUAAGCAAUCAGAGAUUGGAAAUGUUUUCAGAAUGUCUGUAAUGUUCAUGUAGUUGGAGCACUACUAAACUGAAGGUGAAACAGCUCUGAAAAACAUGUUCCUGGACUUCUGUUGUGGUGGUGAUUAUGGAACAUUCAUUUAAAAUCAUUUUCCUUACUGAAAUUUAGGGCCUGUGUACUUAGUAUAAUGACAAAAUGCUUGUGGAGUAAGAAAUUGUAUACUCUUUGAUAAAAAGCACUCCUAUAGGGCAUAGUUGAUUUUUAUUUUCUUAAUUUGAAGGUGGUUUGGAAACAAAAAGAAGAGCUGUGAUUGAGAAGAGUGUUGUACUGAGAGGUUUAAGAUUGCCCUUCUACUGCAAAACACAGUGCAGAGUUCAGUCUGGAAUCCCUUUCUACCUGAGGGUGGUUCUACCUGUAUUCCCUGAAAAAUAAAUGUAUCUGUAUACGUAGAUUAAUAUAUAUA
Molecule: messenger RNA, 2141 nt
Organism: Meleagris gallopavo (turkey)
Lineage: Eukaryota; Metazoa; Chordata; Aves; Galliformes; Phasianidae
Gene: TRIM13
Product: tripartite motif containing 13
Molecular function (GO): zinc ion binding
Source: RefSeq, a predicted model, not a curated record